Melospiza georgiana is the source of this 417-nucleotide messenger RNA. RefSeq names its product zinc finger protein 391-like. The record is from RefSeq and is a predicted model, not a curated record. Gene Ontology annotation, biological process: negative regulation of transcription by RNA polymerase II. Gene Ontology annotation, molecular function: DNA-binding transcription repressor activity, RNA polymerase II-specific. The transcript has 3 exons. NCBI's taxonomy places the organism in Eukaryota, Metazoa, Chordata, Aves, Passeriformes, Passerellidae. Bases 1 to 417 code for a protein of 138 amino acids.
AUGGAGAUUCACACCGAGGAGAGGCCCUUCUGCUGCCCUGAGUAUGGGAAGGGCUUUAAGUGCAACUCCCACCUCAUCAUCCACCAACACAUCCACACCGGGGAGAAGCCCUAUGAGUGCCCCACCCGUGGGAAGAGGUUCCAGACCAGCACAAAUCUCUGCCUGCAUGAGCAGAGUCACACCCAGGAGAGGCCCUUCUGCUGCCCCGACUGCUGGAAGGGCUUCAAGAAAAAAUCCACCGUCAUUACCCACUGGCAUAUCCACACUAGGGAGAGGCCCUACGAGUUCUCCACAUCAUGGGAAGAGCUUCUCCAUGAGCUUGGACUUGACCAGACACCAGUGGAGUCAGCAGCCAUGCCUCCAGUUAAGGAAGAAGACUGGCAAAUAGUCUCGAAACUCCUCGUUGCGCCCAUAUGA